AUGCAACGCCAUCAAUUAUUAUUUGAAUACGGCAAAUUUUGCAAACUAUGUUCAUUGCCAUGCUUACAAAAAGCUCAAAAACAAAUUCUAACGAAUGUAUCAGGUAUUUUCCGCACAGGUAUGAAUGCAAUCAUGGGACCAACUGGUUGUGGAAAAGCAUCUCUACUUGAUUUAUUAGCUGAUCGAAAGGAUCGGGAAGGUUUCGAAGGUGAAAUUCUACUCAAUGGCCAACCACGAACUCAAAAUUAUAAAUAUCAUGUUGGCUAUGUUGUUCAAGAUGAUAUCAUCUGUAGAAAUUUAACUGUUAAAGAAAAUCUCAUGUUUUCGGCUAAUGUGCGAUUGUCGACAAAAUACACCGCUGAUGAAAAAACUAAAAUCGUAGAGCAUGUUAUUCUACAGCUGGGAUUAGGAAAAUGUGCAGACACUAUCGUAGGAAAUGAUUUAAAACGUGGUGUAUCAGGUGGAGAAAGAAAACGAACAAAUAUUGGAAUGGAACUUGUUCUAUCACCUCGGAUUCUUUUCUUAGACGAGCCCACCACUGGUCGUGACUCAUCGAUGGCUCGUAGUGUAAUGGAAUGUCUUCAUCAGCUAUCUCGUACAGGGUGUACCAUUGUGUUCUCAAUUCAUCAACCUCGAUAUUCAAUCUUUAAAUUAUUCGAUACUCUAUUUUUACUUUCUGCUGGACGUUGUACUUACCAUGGUCCUACAGAUAGUGUUUUAAAUUUUUUUUCUUCAGUGGGUUUCUCAUGUGUAGAACAUAAUAAUCCAGCAGAUUUUCUUCUUGAUAUAACACAAGGCGAUCGUCCACAACUCUCAGCUCAACAGCAAGACGAUAUUGCAUUUAAUGAAGAAAGUUCAUGA
Rotaria socialis is the source of this 861-nucleotide messenger RNA. The record is from the annotation of a GenBank genome assembly. Lineage: Eukaryota; Metazoa; Rotifera; Eurotatoria; Philodinida; Philodinidae.